Molecule: messenger RNA, 1926 nt
Organism: Eurytemora carolleeae
Lineage: Eukaryota; Metazoa; Arthropoda; Copepoda; Calanoida; Temoridae
Product: galactoside 2-alpha-L-fucosyltransferase 2
Exons: 16
Coding region: 783-1754 (323 amino acids)
Biological process (GO): carbohydrate metabolic process
Cellular component (GO): membrane
Molecular function (GO): galactoside 2-alpha-L-fucosyltransferase activity
Source: RefSeq, a predicted model, not a curated record
CAGUGGAAUAGGGUUAGCACAUCUUUUGUUAUCGCUGUUGAAUCUAUUUUCAGAGAAGUAUGAUCGAGAAGAAAUACCUUACUCUUUUAUCUUUCGCCAUUUUAACAUUUUUGAAUUUGAAAUUUCAAAUGGAGGUGACAGUGUCCACAAAAAGCCCAAAAAUCUUAGAACACGAUAAUUUUGAAUGCCUAGUAAAUCAAGUUGGAGGUUGUUUGCUGGGCACUAAAACCUUGUACUGUACUGGACCGCCUGGACAACUCAUCUGUGGACCAAGAACUAGGAAAUAUGCCAUGUUUUUUUAUAAAUUCAUUUAUUUUCCAGUACAAUUUAGGCCUGAAUGCUAUAGUUAAUACCGUGAUGGUAAGGCUGGGCAAAGUUCCGUUAAUGAACUGCAAGUUUUUGAAGAUUAACAAAAGAUUCUGUUAUUAUGAAUUUUCUUAUUGUUGACAAAAGGCUUUUUUGUUAAUUUUUCUGCUUAAAAUACCUCGAACUGGAUGGUCAGAACAUUCAGUUCUGUGCUAAGAAUGAAAACUAAACAGACAUCUGAAAAUUGAGUGUUUUGAAUGGUUUUUGCUUACCGGAAAUGAACUGUUUUGAACAGGUUUAGCUAACUGGAAAUGAACUGUUUUGAACAGGUAUAGCUAACCGGAAAUGAACUGUUUUGAACUGGUAUAGCUAACCAGAAAUGAACUGUUUUGAACAGUGUAUACUUACUUUUACAUGGAUUUAUUUUGAUCAGUUCUGUGCUUAAGACUGGUUGCAAUGGGAGAUUAGGAAAUGUAAUGAUGGCGUAUGCUACUCUUCUGUAUCUCUCUAAGGCAUCUAAGUAUGGUUUAACAGCAAUAUUAACGAAGUAUCAGGCAGAAAUGAUGGACAAUUCUUUUCAAUCUGAUGCAUAUAUUUUUAAAGAAGGUAUUGUUGAUGCAAAGGGACCUGUGGAAGGAAUAGCAUCAAUGAACGAGUAUGGAGAAUACUUUUAUGAUUCAUUUCUUGAAAAUAUUAAUAAAUAUCAGUUUAAUAAGAUACUUGAUGUAGGUGUAUACCCUUCACCUUUUCAUCUUUUCUAUACAAUUCAAGACGAGUUGAAAAAUCACUUUCAUUUUCACACUGAAAUACAGAAUGCUGCUUUUGAAGCUAUGGAACAGUCUACUGUGAAGAUUAGGGAGAAAUAUCAUGGCAAGAAAAUAGUAAAAAUAGCUGUUCACGCCAGAAGAGGAGAUUAUUUGAAUUCCCAGAAUGUGAAAAUCAACACUAUUAUGCGUGAUGAUGAGAUGUGGAGAAAAUACUUUUUUUACUGCAUUAAUUUAUUCAGGAAUCGUAUUGAUAAUGAAUCUACAAAAACUGUAUUCUAUAUGGCAAGUGAGGACACUAAGUGGCUCAAAGAUAACUUUGGUCAAGAACCUGAUAUUGGAUUUCCAGGAGAAAUAUCAAAUCUUCCAGAUAAAAAGAUGCCCUCAAGAGAUUUAUUUAUGCUAAUACAAUGUGAUCAUAUGAUCAGAUCAUAUGGUACUUAUGGCUUAUGGGGAGGACUAUGGAGCACUGGAACUGUUAUGUAUGCUACCACUGGCCAACAUAUUAUAGACGAAGUGAUUUCUGAUCGUGUCAAUAGUUCAAGCUGGGAGGCUGUGGACCUGAAUAGAUUCAUGACAUCAACCACAACAACAACAACAACAACAACAUCAACAACAAUAGCAUCAACAACAACAACUACAACAAGUACAUCAACAUCCGCCAUUGGUCCAACUGGACCCUGAAUGAUUAGUCAGUUUUGAGACAGUUUAUUGAGAAAACAAAUUAUUCUGAUUUGUUUUUGACUUUGCAACAAAUUUAGAAAUGGGAUCAUUUAGCAUAAUUCAACAAACAAAAACCGUUGGAAAGAAAUUUUUAAAGCUGUGAACUUUUAGUACCCCCCCCCCCCCCCACUGA